Molecule: messenger RNA, 1872 nt
Organism: Prunus avium (sweet cherry)
Lineage: Eukaryota; Viridiplantae; Streptophyta; Magnoliopsida; Rosales; Rosaceae
Gene: NARA5
Product: pfkB-like carbohydrate kinase family protein
Molecular function (GO): kinase activity
Source: RefSeq, a predicted model, not a curated record
UGAAGAAAGUUGAAGAUUGAUUUGAUUGAAUGAAUGAAAAAGAAGCUGAAGAUAGAGAGGCAGAGAGAUUGAGAGAAGAGAAGAAAAGAGGCUCUCGCGAGCAUGUCUCACACCUGCUCGUUUGUCGUUGGUCCUAUCUCUUCUCCUCCCCACAAAAUCGCCACCACCAGUCCGCCCCAUGUCUCCUCUCCACCGCUCUAUUCUCCUACUUUCCCUCGCAUUUCUUUCUUCUUAUACCCACCAACUACCUCUCCUUUUCCUCUACCACAUCCACAUGGUCAGAGUAAUAGCAUUACCUCCACCAGUUCUGCCUCUGCCUUUGCUUUUCUCCAUCACCCACCCGCCGCAAAGAGGCUAAGCAGUGCUUCCAUGACGAGAGGGCCACAUGGGUUUCUCAGGGCGUCUUCCUGCUGUAGCUUUAGAGGUGAUACAGGUGCUCAAUUUGAGACUGGGAGCGGCGCUGAUGAUGAACAAGAUAAGAGUGCUGCUGAUGAGGAAGAAGAAGAAGAAGACGACGACGACGACGACUUAAUAGUAGAAGAAGAAGAAGCAGGGAGAGAUUUUGGGUCUUCUCUUUUGCCUGAGAGAUGGGACGUUUUGGGUCUUGGACAAGCCAUGGUGGACUUUUCUGGCAUUGUUGAUGAUGAGUUUUUGGAAAAACUGGGAUUAGAAAAGGGAACAAGAAAGCUUGUGAAUCAUGAAGAAAGAGGUAGAGUUUUGAGAGCUAUGGAUGGUUGUAGCUAUAAGGCGGCUGCUGGUGGGUCUCUUUCCAACAGUCUAGUGGCCUUGGCAAGGCUUGGUAGUAGGUCCAUUGGAGGCUCUCCCUUGAAUGUAGCGAUGGCAGGGAGUGUCGGGAGUGAUCCAUUGGGUGGCUUCUACAGGUCAAAGUUACAUCGGGCAAAUUUGCAUUUUCUUUCUGCACCUAUCAAGGAUGGGACAACAGGGACAGUAAUAGUCCUCACAACUUCAGAUGCCCAGCGUACAAUGCUUGCAUAUCAGGGUACAUCUUCGACUGUUAAUUAUGAUCCAUGCUUGGCUAGCGCAGUUUGCAAUACAAAAAUACUUGUAGUUGAAGGGUAUCUAUUUGAGCUUCCGGAUACAAUCAAAACAAUUACAAAAGCAUGUGAAGAAGCACGCAGGAGCGGUGCCGUGGUUGCAGUAACAGCAUCAGACGUCUCCUGCAUUGAGAGACACUAUGAUGAUUUCUGGGAAAUUGUUGGAAACUAUGCGGACAUUGUUUUUGCAAACAGUGACGAAGCAAGAGCUUUCUGUCACUUUUCCUCAAAGGAGAGCCCCAUUUCAGCCACGAGGUAUCUGAGCCAUUUUGUUCCCUUGGCAUCAGUUACUGAUGGACCAAGAGGCUCAUACAUUGGUGUAAAAGGGGGAGCUGUAUAUAUCCCUCCUUCUCCAUGUGUACCGGUGGACACUUGUGGUGCCGGAGAUGCAUACGCAUCUGGAGUUUUGUAUGGUAUUUUACGAGGAGUGUCAGAUUUGAAAGGAAUAGGUACAUUAGCAGCUAGGGUUGCAGCCACAGUUGUGGGGCAACAGGGCACUCGGCUUAGGAUUCAAGAUGCAGUAGAGUUGGCAGAAUCAUUCGCAUUCAAUCUUGAUAGUUCCACUAUUAGGUCAGACAUUGGGUCCGAUCAAAUAUCGAGCUUCUAAUUAGACCCUUUGUUAAUUUCCCAAAAUUCUUUUGUUAGAGGUACCUGUUGUUCAUAUGUUUGUACAUUAUAAUUAUUGUGCAAUGGUUCAAAUCUGACGGUGACUGACUUGGUGUCAUGAAAUUCUUAAUUUCAUCGAUUUGUCGGGCACAGAAACUGUCGUAACAAAAGAAAAAACGUAUUUUGAAAUAUUCUAUUUUCUUCAGUAGAA